Molecule: messenger RNA, 6994 nt
Organism: Stylophora pistillata
Lineage: Eukaryota; Metazoa; Cnidaria; Anthozoa; Scleractinia; Pocilloporidae
Biological process (GO): endoplasmic reticulum to Golgi vesicle-mediated transport; Golgi organization
Cellular component (GO): Golgi apparatus
Molecular function (GO): small GTPase binding
Source: RefSeq, a predicted model, not a curated record
CAUCGAGAUCGUACUACCUGAGACGGAGUGCCACAUCAUACAUUCACUCAUCCAAAUAGUGUUACCUCUUUGGUGCUUGCAUUAUUUUUAUCGUUUUGAUUUUUAUUCAAAAUGUCUUCCUGGCUAAGUAGUAAUUUAACAGACAGCCUAUCAAGUAUUUCUAAUUUCACUGGGCAGAUUUCUUCCUUCACUCGUGAAAUGUUAACAGAAGGGACAGAGGAGGUCUCAGACCCAUCAGCAGAGCUUCAAGUUGCACAGAGGCGAAUAAAUGAGCUCGAAUCACAUAUUAUAACUCAAAAGGCCGAGUACGAAAGGCUGAGAGAAAAUAAUGAUGAACUUCAUGUGAGACUUGAAGCGGCAGAGCUUCAGAUGAACAGCAUAUCAAGGGAUUACAGAGCUCAGUUGCAAAGCAAAGAGCAAGAGUUGAUCAAACUAAAAGAAGUUGGAAGAUUUCAUGAGGAAAAUGGUCACAAUCUUGGAAGUAGAGAGAGGCAUGACUCUACUGACAGCAUUGAAGAUUCCAUGGAGAUGAAAAGAUUGCAGAGUGAGAUUUCAAAACUGCAGGCUGAAUGCCAACACUGGAAAUCCAUAGCAAAUGGAGUGGAAAAUCAGGACAAACUGCACAAAGAAAUAGAUCAAUAUCAACAGGAAUUGACUGCACUGCAGAGCAGCUACUCGCAAAAGAUAGCUAAUUUGAACAAAAAGCAUAAACAAGAAUUACAAAACUGGCAAGAUGAGAAAGAGGAAUUUUUACAGAAGAUUGAAGAAUUGGAAGAGACGCUUCUUAAGUACAGUGAGACAGAAAGUGUAUCUCAUUUUGAAAAGGCUUUUGAUCAUGCAAAUGAUAACACAGAUGUAGUGUUGUCUCUAAAGAAUCAGUUGGCCACUGCUGAGGAGUCCAUUGCUGAACUUAAAAAACAGAUUGAAACUCAAGAGCAGCAGAUUAAUACUUUAAAUAUGGAAGUCCAAGACAAAGAUCAAGCUAUUAUGACAAUGCAAAAGGAUUUCAAUGACUUGCAAGCUAAAUUGCAAGAUGCAGGUUCUGUGCAUGACCAAACUUUGUCUGACUAUGAAAGUAAAUUAAAUCUGAGCACGAGUGAAGUGGAAAAACUCCAAAAAUAUCUCGAGGAUCAAAGUAAGGAAAUGCUGGUUUUGAGAUCUGACUCUGAAGGCCUUCAUAAAUUACAAGAAGAGCUCAACGUUGUAGCAGCAGAGAAUGCAGAAUUUAAGAAACGUCUCAGUCAAAGUCAUGCAGAGGAGAGGAGACUUCAUCGCUCAGUGGAGGAGGUGAAGUCUGAGCUAGAACAGCUUAGUUCUUCAACCAUGGAUUUAAUGGAAGAACUUCAAUUAUCUCAGGAUCUUCAACAAGAACAGAAGAUUGAGCUGGACAAUUUGAAGAAGGUGAAGUACAUCAAAGGAGAUGCCAAGAAAGAGAUGGGAAAAUUAAGGAAUGCACUGGCUGCUCUGUGGGAGCGCCAUUUGUGUCUGGUGCAGCUCUACCAGCAGGUCAGACAUGAAUUGAACAACAGUAACGCCAGGCUUAUGGCCAUGUUCCAGGCUCAACAUCUCAGUACUAACACUGUCCGUGAUGACCUGAAAGUCCUUCAGCAAAGGCUGGAAGAUCGUAACCAGGCUAAACUGGAACAUAUUGAGAAAGAGAAGGAAGCCAUGAUGAGCAAAUCAGCGGAGCUUGAAGUCACGGUAGAGGAAUUGGAAGGUGGUGUGAUGGACUUGCAAUCAGACAAUGAACAGGUAGCACACGAAACAAAAUACUGUGUCACAGAGAUAGGAAGGCAACAGGGGAAUGACGAAGAGGCACGUAAUGAUAUUGUGGUAUGGUUGGCCGAGAAAGCAGUGUUGGAGAGUACUAUUGUCGGACUGCAGCAGAAGCUUCAAGAUGAGAGACGAGAGCGUUCGGAUUCGCUGAAGAAUAAGAACAACGAGGGUGUGGAUGGUGUAGACAGCAGGUCAGGAUCAGCCGAGAGUGUGGCCAGUUUCACAGGUAGCACACCUCGGGAAGCUGAAUUAUCUAUCGAUAUGGGAGACCUAAGGAGAAUCAGCGACGUCUCCAUUGAGCCCGAUAUUAGGCAGGAAACUGAGCUGUUACAAGAAACUGGCGUCUUUCCAGGUAACGAGAGCGCAAUCAGCGAGGAAUUAGAGCUUUCUGAGCUGAAGCAACGGAUCCAAGAGUACCAACUGCAGUUAGAAGAGUUUGAAUUGGCGCAAAAGGAUUGGGAGGGAGAAAAGGAUGCUCUUGAAGGUCUGGUGUUGAAUCUUAGACAACAGGUGAAGGAGCUGCAAGUGUUCUUGGGUAACAGCCAUGGUGAAGAGGAAAUUGCGCGACUUCGACAAGAAAACGAUGAAAUCUCUUCUAAAAACAAGCAUCUUAUGGAGGUGUGGCAAACAUUAGAGGAAGACUUUAUCUCACUUGACAUUAGCCGUUCACGCGUAGAAAAUGAUUCUGAACUUGACGAGGACCGAAUGCGGUUACUACGUCAAGACCUAAAUAAAUGCGUGGAGAAGUUAAGAGAGGACAAUUCACUUGUACGAGUGCAGACGGAGCAACUUAUUCAACAAAUUGACGAAAAAACUUCCAAACUAAAUGAUUUGCAAAGUGAGCUUGAGGCGAAAAAUGUUGAAGUGAAAACCAUCUGUGAUGAAAAAAGAGAUUUAAUGAUGAUGAUCAAUGAACGAGACGAGAGAAUUUGUGAAAUUGAAGAAAGCUUUAAUAAUCAUUUGCUAGACUUUACCAGCUCAAAGGAUAAUGAAAUAAGCCUUCUUCAAACAGAGCAACAAGAUUUGGUAAAACUUUUAGAAGAAACUCGCCAAGAAUGCUCCUUACUCAGAGGCAAAAAUAACGACUUGCUUGAUAUCAUGGGACAGAAUCAACAAAGUCAACACGAAUUUACUGCGGAAAAAAAAGGCCUAGAAUUGUUAUUAACUGAAAAGGACAAACAACUUGAGAAUGUAGAAGGAGAAAGAGAAAAUUUCGAAAGAAUGGUCCAAGAAAGAGAGAAACGAAUCGAGUCACUAGUGGCAGAGAACAACAGUAUGUUGAUGGAAAAAGAAGUUCUGCAAAGUUUAAUUGAAGAAUACAAAGAGAAGGUUCAAGUUCAGGAAAAACAGACCACAGAGAGAUCUAACCUUGUAAAGGAACUUGAGCAGCUAAAUCAUAAAAUUCAAAUUACCGAGGCCAGAUGUAGCGACCUGGAUGCAAAACAAAUGGUUCUUUCGCGAAUAAAGGAAAAUCUUGAACUCGAACUUCAAAAAAGCGGUGCAAAGGUAGACAAAAUUAUUUCUGAACUCAAAGAAAAGUCUGUAGAGAUUGAAGUGUUAAAAGAGGAGAAUAGCAAGCUUGUUGUGGCGGCCGAAAGCCACGUCAAGACUUGUAAAGAGUUAGAAGAGAAUUUGUUGGUGAACAUCCGAGAGAAGGAAGAAAUAUCCAAACAACUGGGAAUGAAAGAUUUACAGGUUGAUAAGCUGGAACUUGAUCUAAGAGAGAAAGGGUCUGACAUAGAUCUUCUUAAGUUAGACUUGGCAAAGUUGUCCAAAGCCCUGAAAGAGAAGGAACAAGUCAUUCAUACUCAAGUCGUAAAUGCUUCAAACGUUGGGGCGCAAGGCGUUGAUGAUGCUAUGUAUCGACAGGCGCAGCUGUUGAGGCUACUGGAAGAGAAAGAUCAGGAAAUAGCAGCUCUGAAACAGAAAGACGCCUCUCUGAUUGAACUUGUGAAUCAAACGGAUCAGAACAGUCAUCGAGUACAAGAGGCAUAUGAAGGCAAGUUACAACAAAUAAGGGAGGAGAGAGAUAGGUUGUUAGAUGACUUGAAUCUGCGUAAUGAAGAGUUACUGACUUUUGAAGACAAACUUGAUGCCAUGAGAGAGAAGAUGAAUAGUAAAGAUCAAGCUUCACACUUGCUACACAAUGAACAUGCGCGAUUGCUUGCCUUGAACGAGUCUCAAGCGAAUGAGAUGGGUAAAUUGAGAGAAAGGAACUCAGCGCUGCAGAAACUUGUUGAAGAGUACAACAGGACUAAAAGUAGUGAGUCCCAAAGAUUGCAAGAGGACAACAACCAGCUAAGACGUCAAAUAAACGGGCUGCAAGUUGAACAUGAAACUUUAACAACUCUUAUUCAAGAGAAAGACAAACAAAUUUCCACUCUUGCGCUGUUGGCAAGGACAGAUUCUCCAGACCCCUCCCCACAAGGGAUGGAACCGCAGUUGAGGAGACUUCGGGAAGAAAGAGAGGUUUUAUUGCGAGAGAGAGACUCGGCAUUAAGAGAAAAAGAACUGAAAGACAUUGAAAUAUCAAAACUACAGGAAGAUCAGUUAUCAGUGAGUCAAACUUUAGAUGAAAAAUGUAAUUUAGCGAACAAAUUGCUGGCUGACAAUGAGGAUCUCUCCAAACAGUUGACCAAUGUACAAUCAGAACUCAGUGAACUGUCCCUAGAAAAAUCGAAUUUAGCAAGGAGUGACAACAAAUUGAAAGAAUUGGAAAAACAAGUUAAUUCGUUGGGGAAUAUUGUUGAAUCCAAAGACAAAGAACUAAAAAAAGUUUUAGAAAACGGUCGAAAUGAAAAAAGUUCCAUUUUAGUUGAACUGGAAAACGUCAAAAGUGAAAGAGACGAGAUUCUAGAACAGAAAGACUUUGAAACAAGCGAGUUAAAAAGCAAAAUUUUACAGCUUGUACGCUCGGUAACAGACUCUGAAAGCAAUGGGGAAGAAAAUGUAGACAAUAUCGACAAGAAUUUUCAAUCCUUGCUUCAUACAGUGAAAAAUCAGCGAAAUAGUGCUCUCAGGGAACGAGAUAAUGAAAUUCAAUCUCUGCGGGAACAGCUUUCAAACGUUAAGUUACUAAACAAAACCACCGAGGCUCAUGGGUCAGAGUUAGAGCGUGUAUUGCGUGACAAAGAAGAGUUACACAGGAUGCUAUUACAGUCACGCAAUGAGAAGGAAGACUUGUUGCGCGAGAACGAAUCGACUGUAGCAGAAUUGCAAGAUCAGAUUUUGAGUCUCAGUCGAGCGGUCAGUGAAAAGGACCGCUCAUCACAUCAGGACUUGCAGCGUGUAAUCCAAGAGAAAGAGCGUAUUGUAAAUGAGCUUGAGCAAGCCCACAGGGAUAGAGAGGAGGUUAGUAAUGCCAAAACACAACAGAAAGGUGAGAUAAGCAGACUACAAGCUGAGCUGCACGAUCUGAAAGGCAUUCUGACAAAAGAGCGAGCGACUAUUACCAGUUUUAACAGAGAGGUGGACCAAUACAAGAUGACGCUGCAGGAGAAAGAGAGGAUUGUAAAGGACAUGACGUUUGAGAGGGAACAGUUACAGAGGACACAGGAGAAACUGCAAUUCCGCAUUCAGCAACUUCAAGAGGAGUUGAUUACCGCCAGUAGUGGACAGAAGGUGGCUGAAACUAAGAUGGCGCAGGAAUUAGACCGCCUCAGAAAUCACUUAGUACAGGUUGAAGAGAGCUACACUCGCGAGGCCCUCGAGGCUGAGGAGCGAGAGAAGGACCUGAGGGUGAAGUUGGCUCGUGCAGAAGAACAGCUGUUAUCAAGUUCACACUCCAUGCUGGACAGAGAUCGCCAAGCAUCUGUACAGAUUGAAAACCUCCAGGAACAACUCCAGGCCAUAGCGGCUCAACGUGAUCGCGCGGUCAUGGAUCUAGCCUCGGUUCAGGAGCAGGCGCAUCAAUACCAGACCGCUCUCACCAAUCUACAGCUUGUUCUUGAACAGUUCCAAAGAGAACGUGAAUCUCAGCUGAGAGCUACUCAAGAAGAGGCACAGAAACGGGUUGAUAUGGCCUGGGCACAAGUUAAAGAACUGCAACAGAGAGAAAAUCACAUGAAGAGUCAGUUAGAAAUGGCUGCUCGUAUAACGCAAGAGGUGGUGAGCAUCCGAAACCAACUGAAAGCCAAAGACGUGGAACAACUUAAAACUAAGGAAGAAGUUAUCCGACUGGAAGAAGAAUUACGAGUUGCUCAGGAGAGAAUCAGCAGCCUAAGCAGCUUGUCAGACAGUAAGGUUGAAAAAUCGCUGCUGAAAAACAUGCUGAUGGGAUAUUUCAAUACACCGGAAAACAAACGAAUGGAUGUUUUACGAGUCAUCGGAGGUUUGCUUGGCUUCACACACGAGGAGCUUGACAAGGUUGGGACUGGAUCCUCACCUCCCACAGGAUCUUGGAUCUCCAAUUUAAUUCCGUUCGGUCCCAUUGCCCCUAAGACUCCCACAAGGACAACAGCCUCGGCACCAAAGUCGUUUUCGGAGUUGUUUGUAAGUUUCCUGGAGAGUGAGUCUGAAGUGCCUCGUUCCAGUGGUGAAGCAAGCGGACGAGUGACAAAUCCUCUUCUGUCUGGCAUGACACCACAGCAAUCUACAGCUAGUCACGUGCCAAGAGGACUACCAAUGGCAACUUCGACUCCUAUUGGUACCCCCUCUAGAGGUAAUGCACCUAACCUGCCUCCCUUUCCACAGUCUGCCGUGCCACGUCCUCCUACUUCAGCACCAGGCGAGGGUGUAACGAGAGCUAAUUCGUUAGGCACCAGUGGGAACCCUUUACUUAUGGGUUCACUCCCACCCGUCAAAGCUAAAUCGUCAGGAACCAAUGGGAACCCCUUACUAGUGGGCUCACUGACACCUGUCCAAGAUCUUCCAACUCCUAGUGGCUCCAGCUCUUUACGGACCUUACUUGAGGGACGGACGUAGCACAUUGAGGUCGCCGAACCAUAACGUCACAGCGUCGCUGUUGAACCAUUUUCUCCACAAAUCUAGUUCCUCUUGGUCGAGAAAGGGGCACAUUUGGGAAUAACUUUUUGUGUCAUCUGAAUUAUGAGAUGGGGUUUCAGUAAAAUUACAACAAACACAAGAUAGCCUUGUAUCAGAAGAAUAAUUAAUUUUACAUUUAGUUUUUAGGUAGCGAAUUAAAACUAAAUUCUGAGAAUGCCUGUUGGGGUUCCCAGUUUCAAGUUCAAUAAUCAAAAUAAAAAAAAUAUGCGGUGGA